Messenger RNA from Schistosoma guineensis, 1806 nucleotides. Lineage: Eukaryota; Metazoa; Platyhelminthes; Trematoda; Strigeidida; Schistosomatidae. The record is from the annotation of a GenBank genome assembly.
AUGCCAUUUAUCACAAAGUUGAACUAUUUCUUCAUUAUAACAGAUCCACUAUUUCUUUUAUAUAAACAAAAAUCCAAAUUUUUCGGAAUUAUAUUAUCAUUAUUAUUAUUUCAAUUAAUGAUUAGUUUAAUGGAUCCAGUUCAAGGAAUAAAAUGGUUAGGUAUAUACAGAUUACCAAAAAGUGCAGAUCAUCCAGUGGAUUCGACAGCUGAUCGAUUUACUCCAGAUGAAUGUCAAAAAGCUGCUAAUAAAUUAGGUCUUCGUAGAAGACAAACACGAUUUUGUAUGCAUCCACGUUUUGGUUAUGCAAUGCUUGCUGUACUUAGAGCUGCACAUGCUGUCGGAUAUCAUUGUCCAAAAACAUUUUCAGAUAGACGAUGGGAUUGUACUUCUAUACAUCAAUUACCGCAUGUAUCACCAGAGUUAAGAAGAGGUACACGUGAACAAGCAAUUGUACAUGCAUUUGCAAGUUCUGUAUUAUUAUUUGAAAUUGGACGAUAUUGUGCAUUGAAUAAAAUUCGAUAUUGUUCUUGUGGUGAUGAAGAUGGCAGUUAUGCUACACCAAAUUAUCCUUCAUCUCAUAUAUAUAAAAAUAAUAAUUUACUUAGACAACAUCAAUCACAAACUUUGUAUAAUGAUAAUAAUAAUGCAUUAGUAUAUAAUUCCGAUGGUCAUUCAAUGAAUUCCAUUGAUACAUCUAAAUCAAAUAAUAUACCAAUGACAGAUGGUCAACCAACAGUUAGUAAAUUUUAUUGGGCUGGUUGUUCUGAUAAUUUGCGUACAGCUAAAGAAUAUACAUCAUUAUUUCUUGGUUUUCCAAAUGUACAUGUAAUGUUACCUCCACCAAUAGAAACAGAUAAUCCUAAUUUAGAUACAAUACAUGAUAUGAAUAAUCAAAAUCGUUAUAAAAGAUCAACAUAUUCUUCACAAGUUACAGAAAGUAAUUAUGAUACAACACAAUUAUCUGAUAUGUUUAGUUUGUUUCAAAGUCAAAUUAAUGUUAAUGAGAAUGUAGACGAUAGUGUGGGAGAAGAAGAUGUAGAUGAAGAAAAUGAAGAAGAGGAUGACAGUGAAAUAGAUGAUUCAGAAUUAUUCUAUUCACAACAUGAUUAUACGGAUAGACGACGUCGUAAUCUACAUAAAACAUGGUCAUAUCAAUCUACAGCACAAACCAACAAAUAUCCGUCAUACAAUUCAGCACAACAAAUGUAUGAUUCAGUAGAUGAUAAUGAUGAAAGAUUACCACGUCAUCCUAGAUCAAAGCAAGGUAGAAAAAAAUCCAUACUACGUAAUUUAAAUCGUCAUAAUUAUCUAGCAGGUGUAGUAUUAAUGGAAGCUAAUCAAAAACUGGUAUGCAAAUGUCAUGGAGUUAGUGGUAGUUGUGCUCAACGUGUUUGUUUUCGUCAACUUCGACGAAUCGAUACAGAAUUAAUGCAAAAAGCAUUAAAAAUGAGAUACUUAGCAGCCAAACAGGUUUCGGAAGGUAAAAAUGGUGAAUUAAUCGCCAAAACAUUUAUUGGUAAUGGAUUUAUCGAUGAAGUAGUAAAACCGGAAGAACUGGUAUUUAGUGAACAUUCACCAGAUUAUUGUAAUGUAGAACCUCAAAGAGGUUCUGUUGGUACACGAGAUAGAAUUUGUACAUUGAAAGAUACGGGGACAUCAAAUUGUGUGAAUAUGUGUUGUGGUCGUGGUUACAGAAAUGUGACCAAACGAGAAAUUGUUCAAUGUAACUGCCGAAUGGCCUAUGGAUUCAAAGUGCAAUGUGAUGAAUGUAAUAUUGAAACUGUAACUCAGAGAUGUUUAUGA